AUGAUCAGAGACGUGGACUCUGGUGACGCGGCGCUUCUUGAACCUCCACCAUGCGCCAUUAUCAAGAUCAUGGUUGACUUCUCCCAAAUCACCAAGCAAGUCUGUGUGGGUGUCUAUCUCACGGAUGUCGACCUCCAUGCCACGUUUGGAAGGGCCUCGCAGAUCGAACAGGGGUUGGAUCGUUGGAUCGCGGACUUGCCUGCGAAUAUCCGGCCUCGGCUCCAAUCGAAUGGAAUCAUUUCUCUGCGGGAUGCGAGAGCGCCACGCUGGGUGAAGAGGCAACGAUUGGUGCUAACGAUAAGGUAUCACAAUCUACGGACUCUCAUGUUCGGCGCACUACUUCUAAGAUCUACGAAAGAGGAGCGAAUAGCAUUCCCGGAGUCGUACCAAGGCGUACAGAAAUGCCUCGAGUCAGAUAGACAAACCAUUGAGAUUAUCUAUGAGGCGCUUCAGCACAACGACUUCUUCCGCACCUGGUUCUAUAAUACUACGUACACCGUCUACGCCGCUUCCAUCAUCCUUGUCUACAUCACACGUGAAGCUCCUCAAGGUGAAAUUCAGUCUCUGCAACAGUUGGUCGGCAUGUCCAUCGACAUCUUGGAGCUCAUGAACGAGAGUGUCGUUACUCAAGCGGCAGCCAAAAUGCUCAAGAAAGCCAAAGAUGCCACAGAGCAGGGACCAGAUGUGAGCACUGAAGUCAUCGAAGACGGUCGCCUGCUCAAUCAUUAUUGGGGCCGCCUUGACCUGAUCGAUGGAGACUUCUGCUCCACGUAG
Molecule: messenger RNA, 774 nt
Organism: Cyphellophora europaea CBS 101466
Lineage: Eukaryota; Fungi; Ascomycota; Eurotiomycetes; Chaetothyriales; Cyphellophoraceae
Exons: 1
Coding region: 1-774 (257 amino acids)
Biological process (GO): positive regulation of transcription from RNA polymerase II promoter by galactose
Cellular component (GO): nucleus
Molecular function (GO): DNA-binding transcription factor activity, RNA polymerase II-specific; RNA polymerase II cis-regulatory region sequence-specific DNA binding
Source: RefSeq, a predicted model, not a curated record